Molecule: messenger RNA, 1528 nt
Organism: Rhododendron vialii
Lineage: Eukaryota; Viridiplantae; Streptophyta; Magnoliopsida; Ericales; Ericaceae
Product: beta-amyrin 28-monooxygenase-like
Exons: 3
Coding region: 31-1458 (475 amino acids)
Biological process (GO): sterol metabolic process
Molecular function (GO): oxidoreductase activity, acting on paired donors, with incorporation or reduction of molecular oxygen; monooxygenase activity; heme binding
Source: RefSeq, a predicted model, not a curated record
UAACAUUGCCAAUAGCCAGAAGAAAUUACAAUGGAAAUCCUUUAUGCCUCUCUCCUUGGUUUCUUUCUUUUUCUUGUCAUCUACUUCUUGUACAACCACAAGUCGGGUGGAAAUGCAAACCUUCCACCUGGAAAAACAGGAUUUCCAGUGAUUGGAGAAACCCUUGAAUUCCUCUCCACCGGUUGGAAAGGUCACCCCGAGAAAUUUAUAUUUGACCGCAUAGCCAAGUACUCCUCCAACGUUUUCAAAACAAGUCUUAUUGGCUCACCCGUAGUUGUUUUCUGUGGAGUAAACGGAAACCGAUUCUUAUUCUCCAACGAGAACAAGCUUGUCCGGGUAUGGUAUCCUCGUUCUCUCGACAAAGUCUUCCUAACCACUACACAAACCUCUACCGAUGAAGAAGGCUUCAAGGUCAGAAAAUUCCUCCCAAAUUUGCUCAAACCAGUGGUGUUGCAAGGCUACAUUGGUUUAAUGGAUACCAACGCCCACUCCUACUUUGUUAACUAUUGGGAAAAAAAGGACAUACUUGUUGUUUUACCACUUGCCAAGCACUACACUUUUUCACUUGCUUGUCGCGUGUUGAUGAGCAUCGAUGAUCCAAACCUUGUUGCCCUACUCGAAAAACCUUUUGCCAUUUUGUUUAAGGGGGUAGUGUCUAUCCCCAUAGACUUACCCGGAACCCCAUUGAAUCGUUCAAUCAAGGCUUCUAGUUUUGUUAAGAAGGAACUUUUGGUGAUUAUCAAGAAGAGGAAGAUAGAUUUGGCUGAGGGAAGGGCAUCGCCGACUCAGGAUAUCUUGUCGCACAUAAUUUCAACAAGCGAUGACAAUGGCAACUUCAUACAUGAGGAGGAUAUUGCCGGCAAGAUGCUCGGACUAUUAGUUGCUAGCCAUGACAACAUCACCUCUGUUUGUACUUGCAUUGUCAAGUACCUUGCUGAGCUACCUGAGGUCUACCAAGGAGUUUAUCAAGAGCAACUGGAGAUUGUGAAAUCAAAAGCUCCUGGCGAAUUGUUGAAAUGGGAGGACAUUCAAAAGAUGAAAUAUUCAUGGAACGUAGCUUGUGAAGUGAUGAGACUUGCACCCCCUAACCAAGGUGCUUUCAGAGAAGCAUUAAAGGAUUUUACGUAUAACGGUUUCUCCAUUCCAAAGGGGUGGAAGAUGUAUUUUAAUGCAUACUCGACCCAUAUAAAUCACGAUUUGUUUCCCGAGCCACAAAAGUUUGAUCCAUCGCGAUUCGAGGGUCUCGGACCAGCACCUUACACGUAUGUACCUUUUGGUGGAGGACCUAGAAUGUGCCCUGGAAAGGAUUUCGCCCGGUUGGAAAUACUCGUGUUCAUGCACCACCUAGUCAAGAGGUUCAGGUGGGAAAAAUUGAUUCACGAUGAAAAGAUUGUUUAUAAUCCUUUUGCUAGUCCUGAGAAAGGGCUUCCAAUUCGUCUCUUUCCCCACAAAGCCUAGUUCUUUUACGAUUGUAAUCUUGGUUUAUAAGUAUUUGGUGUAUGUUUGAAAGUAGGAAUAAUUGGGAUCA